AUGACAUUUCCUACGUUGAUGCCACGGUCUACCCGGCCUGGCGUGCCCAUGGUGCCAGAGCCGCAACGCGUGCCAACUCAUAUCGAAUGGGCGGCCUUCUAUCCGGAGAUUGAGCGACUGUACGUUCAUGAACGCCGGAAGCUGCGUUAUGUCAUGCAAUACAUGGAACGUGAGCAUGGCUUGAAGGCAACAACACAGAUGUACAAGAAACGCUUUACCAAAUGGGGCUUCCACAAGAAUUCGAGACAGUCGGUUGUAGCUACGCCGGCACCGAGACAGAGUCGCGAAAAGGGGAUAUCGGCUCGCGCCAAGCGAAGUUCUCACACAUGCUUAUGUUCACUGCCGGCAUCUCUUCGUCUUAAUUCACACGACCGCUUGAUGCUCACCUUUCUGACCAACGUGAAAACAUGGAGUGCGGCAUUCUUCGAAAUGGUGCAAACAGAUGUCGCUGCCCAGGCGUACUGUCAGCAGCGAGUACAAACGGACUGGCCUUCGCCCGAGAGAACGAAAGAUAUCAGCCUGUCCAUCAAAUUGGUCGCAGACCUCCUGAGUCGAGGCGAAGGUACUAUGGCCGGCAGAAUGGCCCGAAAGGCAUUCCUACUGGUGGAGGAGAUAUUAGCGCUCGACGGUCCCGCACUUAUGUGGAAUCUGCUUGAAAUCAUGCACUACAUGGUGGUACUGCAUCACGAGCAGCUCUUUCAGAUGCUGGUUACUCAUCUCCUUGCCCUAGUCAAGAAUCGUGUGCCAGAGACGCACCCGCUCCCCACCAUGUUAUGUGGUUUGCGAGAAAUCGUCAUAAGUUUCGUCGAUGCGGCGUCCUCUCCAGACAGCGCUACGUCAACGACGACGUCUUCUUCUCCAAGCUCAUCUUGCUAUACCGAGAGUAUCGACGUCACAGGUCCUGGGCACUACUCACCACUCAGCCAGACACUAUCACCGCUUAUACACCGGGCUUGGACCCUCAACGCCGAAAUCCUUUUCGAACGUUUCGAUCCUGGCUUAUUCGAGCUAUACUUCUGCAUUCAAUGGGAUACCUGCACCAUUGGACCUCCUAAAUCCAUCAUCUCUGCAGCACAUCAGUGGUUCAAACAGAUCGAGGCGCAACACUUGUACAGUACCGGCGCAGAGGCCUGCGGCGGUCUUUAUCGGUUCGACAUCCACUCUAUCGGGCGCGAGAGCACGCUGGAGCCUCUAUCUACUCUUACGAUGGCUUCCCCUCUGCCAGAAGAAUAUGAGAUGCUUCGUGACAACAGCAUCGCCGCGCUGCGAAAGUACGGACGCGCCAUUUUCGACACGGGCGUCCAUCCGAAUGGUGAUACAACAGCAUUACUGCGCAUCCUAGCCGGACUUGUAAAAGCAGAGUUCCUCGACGAGUGGCCUUCCGUUUCCGAGGGCAUUGAUGCGGCCGGCCCGAUGGCGAGGAGGGUUCAACGCGUCCACGCAAGCAACGUCGCUUGCGCGAUCAAGACACUGAUAGACAUCAACCCAACGUAUGCUGAGGACGACCUUGCAGCAUUCUCUGACGCCGUCGAAAGUAUGCGGUCCGUUGUUACUCUUAUGGAGUACGGGUAUGGCGAGGUCAAUCCCGCUGUCGUAAGGGAGAUGUGGUUGCUGCAGGAUGCCCUCCUUGCGGCUGAUCAGCAUUUGGAGGCACGACAAAUUGAGCGAAGUGCGCUUUCGCGCCUAGAAAAGUAUAUUGAGGAUAUCCCCGUGGAUACGGCGUAA
Messenger RNA from Cyphellophora europaea CBS 101466, 1725 nucleotides. RefSeq lists its product as uncharacterized. Lineage: Eukaryota; Fungi; Ascomycota; Eurotiomycetes; Chaetothyriales; Cyphellophoraceae. The record is from RefSeq and is a predicted model, not a curated record. The transcript has 2 exons. Bases 1 to 1725 code for a protein of 574 amino acids.